This is a messenger RNA of Vitrella brassicaformis, 1127 nucleotides long. NCBI's taxonomy places the organism in Eukaryota, Vitrellaceae. The record is from the annotation of a GenBank genome assembly.
GGUGGAUAUAGCAGCUGAUCCUGUUGCUGCUUGGGCUGCAGACGUCAAGGACAUAUAAAGCCCGGCGAGAGCUGAAUUUCACCGAUCCUUGUGACUCUGACACUGCGAAGAGAGGAUGGCGCUGAGGUACGGCUAUCGGCUAUUGAGCAGCGCCCUGCGCUCAUCGCCAUGCCGCCACACCAGCACGGCAGCCACAUUCCAUGGCAUCUCGUCACCCGCACCACCAGCAGCAACAGCAGGGCUUCCUUGUGCGGCCAGCGGCCUGCUGGAGACCAUCAAGACAUCGUUCGACGGCCUGCAGAGCGCUGCACGGCUGGCAAACGUGUCACCUGCAGUGGCUGGUGAGGCGGCUUCAUCUGCUGCGUCAGCGGCUGCUGCUGUGAAUGGGUCUGUUGGUCGGAGUGAGCUGGGUGUGUCGCUGACUGACAUGGGUCGUGAUGUGGUGGAGCGUUGGGUGGCGCGGGACGGCCUCCUCUGGUGGGUCGGACGACUCAUGAGAAGUAAGCAAGCUGGGCCGGCCGCACACAGACAGACAGGCGUCUAGGCAGGCAGACACCAUGCAAUCAAUGCAGACGAGCAAAGCAACCAAUGGCAUGGCAUGCGUGUGUGUGGUAAGGGACGUGGCAGCCGAGCAAGUGGCGUUGGUAUCACCGGCACGGCUACUGGGCCACGCGCAAGAAGAAACUCAAAUUCGACAAAUACUGCAGAUACAGGUGGGUGAUCUGGGGGGUGUCAGAUAGAUAGAUAGAUAGAUGCACACGGACGGGAGCAGAGCAGGCGAUGAAUGCAUUGCAAUCAAUGCCCUUCAGUGUCUGUCUGCGCGUGUGUUGUGUUGUGUUGUGUGGUGAUAGGUAUCAUGAGGUGAAGGGUUAUGGGCGGAUGCAGGCCAAGUGGUGGGAGGACAAGUCAUACUACAGGCCACUCGACAAACACAAAUACACCAGGUUCUGGUAGACAGCCGACAUCCAUGUACUCAGGGGGCAGGCAGGCAUUGCAACCAAUGCGCUGCAUUUUUGAGCGCUGGCUGGCGCGGUCUGCACAACCCCUGUUGUGUGUGAUUGAGGGUGUUUGACUGACUGACGCAUUUCUUAGAGUGGACUGCAAAUCAAAUACUCACUGUGUGGAUG